UUUCAUAUAUAAUGAUAUGUAUACAUAAGCUAUAAUAAACAUUAGCCCAUAGAAUCAAAUAUUCACUUCUGAAUAAACAAAUAACCUAAAUUUAACAAAUUAAGAAUGACAGGAGGUAACGAAAAGCUGCUGGUUAUGCAGCAAAAUGUAAACGCCUUCUCUCUUCCAUACUGGUUGGUGCGCAUUUUAAUCAACCACUCCAAGCUCAACACUGAUUGGCUGGUUUGUCGAUCAGUUAAGUGACAACAGACGCACAGCCCUCUGAUUGAACACAAAGUAACUAGCUGAGAGCAGAGGCGGGAUUUUUGGUAAAGUCCUUCGUGGUCGUGAGUUUAAAGAUUUCUGGACACUGAUUGGCUAAAGAUCAGCGUCAGUGUGACACCCGCAAAUCUCAUUGGUUCUUAGCUCUGACGAGGUUUUGCGUUCGUUAAUACCGUUAAUCACGUUCAGCAGCGUCAAGGCAAACGAUGUUAGACGCUACGACGCUAGAAGUAUCCGCUUGCAUCCAAAAUAAAAACCUAAAAAUAUCUGCUUAAGAGAAAUGCUGUAGAAUUUCCCUUUAUACUCCGCCAGUUAAAAAAUAGUAAUAAUAGUAAUAAUAAUAUAAAAACAGCAACAUACUCUCAAGCACGGUUAAGGCAGAUGCUUUGAAAACAUAGACAACUAUACAGUGGUAUAUAAUAAUUUUUCUCUAAUCAGACCACAAUUGGGACGAAAACUGCAUAUAACGUAGAAAAUGUUCAACAGGUAAAUCAUCAAUUUAUUCAGAUUUUGCUGCGACGCGUAUUAGUUGUUCAUUGUCUUUGAAGUUAAAAACGGAAGUAGUCGUCAGAUUCUCGUAGUCUGACGCUGAACGAUGCUCUAGCCCCAAAUAAUACUGACCCACUGAUGCUACCGAGCUAUCAGGACAAGAAUCAGCAACGUUUGGUCUGACAAACUACCGCUGGACCACGCUGGGGCGAACGUAGACCUUAAAUACACUUUACGUUCACAGCCGGUGUAUUUUAUCUCUCGGACCUCAGAUAACUGCCAUUUCAGUGGAAAUAUGAAUUUAUAUUUGCGACUACUAUAGCUGUCAAAGUACAGUAUAGCCAAGUAGUGUCAAGCCGUUGUCGGGAUUUUUUCACUGCUAUUGUGCAGUUGUAGAGGAAACGAGCCGUGAUAUAACCUUUCUUACAGCAGCCGUAGGAACAGUGGACAGAAGGAGCAGAACCGACCCGUGAUGGAUAAUGCUCACACGAAGACGGUGGAGGAGGUUUUGGGCUUCUUCGGUGUGAAUGAGUCUACAGGCUUGAGCUGUGAGCAGCUGAAGAAGAACAGGGAGCGAUGGGGACCCAACGAGUUACCAGCAGAAGAAGGAAAGUCCCUUUGGGAGUUGGUCCUGGAACAGUUUGAGGAUCUCUUGGUUCGAAUUUUGCUACUGGCUGCUUGCAUCUCCUUUACUCUGGCUUGGUUUGAAGAAGGGGAAGGAACCAUCACAGCCUUUGUUGAACCUUUUGUCAUUCUCCUCAUCCUCAUUGCCAAUGCUAUAGUGGGAGUAUGGCAGGAGCGUAAUGCAGAGAAUGCUAUCGAAGCUUUGAAGGAGUAUGAGCCAGAGAUGGGCAAGGUGUACCGCCAGGACAAAAAGAGCGUCCAGAGAGUCAGAGCCCGCGACAUUGUUCCUGGAGACAUCGUGGAGGUUGCAGUCGGUGACAAGGUCCCCGCUGACAUCAGGCUGACAUCCAUUCGCUCCACCACUCUGAGGGUGGAUCAGUCCAUUUUGACGGGGGAGUCUGUGUCCGUGCUCAAACACACAGACCCGGUACCAGAUCCAAGGGCUGUCAACCAGGACAAGAAGAACAUGCUCUUCUCUGGCACCAACAUUGCAGCGGGCAGAGCCAUCGGUGUUGUCGUGGCAACAGGGGUGCAAACAGAAAUCGGUAAGAUCCGAGAUGAGAUGGCGUCCACCGACCCGGAGAGGACGCCGCUGCAGCAGAAGCUGGACCAGUUUGGGGAGCAGCUGUCUAAGGUCAUCAGUGUGAUCUGCGUGGCUGUGUGGGCCAUCAACGUGGGACACUUCAACGACCCGGUGCACGGAGGCAGCUGGCUGAGAGGAGCCGUUUAUUACUUCAAGAUCGCCGUGGCGCUGGCUGUCGCUGCCAUCCCCGAAGGACUUCCAGCCGUCAUCACUACCUGCCUGGCUCUUGGCACCAGGAGGAUGGCCAGGAAGAACGCCAUAGUCCGCAGCCUGCCGUCAGUGGAGACGCUGGGCUGCACCUCUGUCAUAUGCUCUGACAAAACAGGAACCCUAACCACCAACCAGAUGUCUGUUUGCAGGAUGUUUGUAGUGGACAGUGUGUCGAAGGAUCGCUGCAGCCUGAGCGAGUUCACGGUGACUGGUUCGACGUACGCCCCUGAAGGGGAAGUGUACAAGGACGGCUCAGUGGUGAAGUGCAGUCGCUAUGAAGGGCUGGUGGAGAUGGCUUCCAUCUGCGCUCUGUGCAAUGACUCAUCACUGGACUACAACGAGACAAAGGGUGUGUAUGAGAAGGUUGGGGAGGCGACAGAGACUGCCCUCUGUUGUCUGGUUGAGAAAAUGAACGUGUUCGACACCGACCUGAAAGGACUGAGCCGUGCUGAACGAGCUACAGCGUGCUGCUCUGUGAUUAAGCAGUUGAUGAGGAAGGAGCUGACCCUGGAGUUCUCCAGAGACAGGAAGUCCAUGUCCGUCUUCUGUCUAUCCAAUAAAUUCUCCAGAUCUGCCUGUGGAACUAAAAUGUUUGUGAAGGGGGCUCCGGAGAGCGUGCUGGAGCGUUGUAAUUACAUCCGCAUCAGUGGCUCUGCCCGUGUGCCCAUGAGCCCUGCGGCCCGAGAGCAGCUCCUGUCCACUGUGCGGGAAUGGGGUUCAGGCCGAGACACCCUGCGGUGCCUCGCCAUGGCGACCAGAGACACGCCUCCGGAGCUGCACUGCCUCAACCUGGAGAACUCGGCUGCUUUUGCUGAAUAUGAGUCGGACCUGACCUUCGUGGGCUGUGUGGGUAUGUUGGACCCCCCUAGGAAGGAGGUUCUGAGCGCCGUCCGCAUGUGUCGGCAGGCGGGAAUACGGGUCAUCAUGAUCACAGGUGACAACAAAGGGACAGCUCUCUCCAUCUGCAGACGCGUCGGCAUCAUCACGGAGCAGGAGGAGGAGCAGGAGGGAAGCGGGGUCAUCGGGGGCCUGACGGGCCGGGAGUUUGACGAGCUGCCCCCCCACCUGCAGCGCCAGGCCUGCCAGACGGCGAAGUGCUUCGCCCGCGUAGAACCGGCCCACAAGAGCCGUAUAGUGGAGUACCUGCAGAGCUUGAGUGACAUCACCGCCAUGACAGGUGACGGGGUGAACGACGCCCCGGCCCUGAAGAAGGCGGAGAUUGGAAUCGCUAUGGGCAGCGGCACAGCUGUGGCCAAGUCGGCCUCAGAGAUGAUCCUGGCCGAUGACAACUUUUCCACCAUCGUGGCUGCUGUGGAGGAGGGCAGAGCCAUUUACAACAACAUGAAGCAGUUCAUCAGAUACCUGAUAUCGUCCAACAUAGGGGAGGUGGUUUGCAUUUUCCUGACGGCUGCACUGGGCAUGCCUGAAGCACUGAUCCCAGUUCAGCUGCUAUGGGUCAACCUGGUCACGGAUGGUUUCCCAGCAACAGCUCUGGGCUUCAACCCCCCAGAUCUAGACAUCAUGUCCCGCCCCCCGCGCUCUCCCAAGGAGCCUCUGAUCUCCAGCUGGUUGUUCUGUCGAUACCUCAUCAUUGGAUGCUAUGUGGGCGCCGCUACUGUGGGAGCUGCUGCCUGGUGGUUCAUGGCGGCUCAUGAUGGUCCUAAGCUUUCCUUCUAUCAGUUGUCCCACUACCUGCAGUGCAGCGAAGGCCACGCUGAGUUUGCUGGUGUGCAGUGUUCGGUUUUCGAGUCUCCUUAUCCAAUGACCAUGGCUUUGUCUGUCCUGGUUACCAUAGAGAUGUGCAACGCCUUGAACAGCCUGUCAGAGAACCAGUCCCUGCUGAAGAUGCCACCCUGGUCCAACCCGUGGCUGGUGGGGGCCAUCUGUCUGUCAAUGGCCCUUCACUUCCUCAUUCUAUACGUAGACCCGCUGCCGGUGAUUUUCCAGAUACGACCUCUGUCGUGGCCUCAGUGGGUGGUGGUCCUGAAGAUGUCGCUUCCAGUCAUCCUGAUGGACGAGGUCCUUAAAUUUCUGGCCCGAAACUAUAUUGAGCCCGGAAGUCAGAUCCAGACACUUGAAGAGGAGGAGGAGAUGCAGCGCAUGGGGGCGGCCACGGGUUUGCUGCGUCAGUCACUCAGAGGCGUGUCCUGGUCCUUCGUCCUCAUCGCCGCACCGCUGGUCAUCUGGAUCUUCAGCCUGGACUCUGACAUCACCAACAUCUUCUGGGAGUGAAGGGAGAACGCGACGACAGGUGCACUCAGACUGGAGGCUGACAGAGAGCGGGGAACGGCUGAGGAAGCAAUGUGGGGAAAUGCAGAAUACUGUGGAGUUUUAGCCAGCAGACAAUCAGAAACUGUUCAGACCACGACCUCUGUGAAAAGAUGCCAUGUGUAGGAGUGAGUCCCAUCGCUUAAUGAAACGGGUUCUUUAGGGAUGCAGCUCUUAUAAAUAUCAGACACACAGAUUUGAUCUUAUGCCAACAUGUAAAUGUUUAAACUCUAAAUUUUUGCCUGUUACACCCUGUGACAGUGAUGGUUCACAGAUAACAUUUACUAUUUGCUAAAUCACAUGGAAGGAAUCUAAAAACUCAUACACAGGCUUUUUAUUGUCUCCUGAAAAUUUCCUUUUAUUUUUAGGAAAGUAAAGAAAACCUGGUGAAACUUGGUUGAAUAAAAUGCUUUUAACAGUUAAUCUCUACCAACGUUUUAUUCAGUAAUAGUGUUUCACCUGAACAGAUAAAUAUGAGCUGCUUUUAAACACAACAGACAAAAAGAGAGUGUGUUGCUACACAUGGCAUCUUUUAGGUCAAAUGUUUAGUUUAGAAAAUGAGUGGUUUAAAAAUAAAUAAAUCAAAUACACACAAACACACACACACACACACACACAUGCACUAGCUUUACAUCCAUGCUAUAAUUCAACAGUAAUAAUAAUGACAGCAUCAGGUGAAGGGGCCAGAACAGCAGCCUUCGUCUGGCUGCUCUACAUCUGAACGCUGUAACACAUUCGCUGUCGUUAGACUGUUAGCAGAGCACGUCAGGCUGCUCAUUACCGCAUGUGAGAGAAAAGUCCACCAUCACACGGAAACCAGUAAAAGCCAGUAAUACAGACCUUUAUUCUGACAGGUCUACUUCCUGUCUGACAUGACAGCAACUACAACACUAUGAUUGGAUGAGAGGCCGCAGGUUGUGGUACUUCUGUCAGUGAUGGAUCCAUGUGUCCAGGCUUCAUUUGCAGUCAGCUGCCAACCGGCGUUUUCACACAUUCCUAAUGUUCUGCUGCCGUUCAAGCACCUCUUCAGUUUACUUUGUUUGAAAAACUGCUUUUUUGAUUCAGUGUUACAAUACUUUUUGUUGUGUUUUAUACACAAUGAGCCGCUGUUAGAAAGAUAAUCAGACAUUAGAGUUUCUACUUGUAAGAGCUUUAGAUGAGGUGACGUUUAUACCAGUUCAUCCCGACCACAGUUGUUCAGCUGCACUUUUUAUUUCUCAUGUUUCUAUAUUUCAUUUUCAAAAAUUCCAGCUUUAUGUAUGAUAAUGUUAUGACCUUCUCGCUCUUAAUGCUCUUAUGAAGGCGUUGGACCUACUGUGGUAACAGGCUGUUCAUCUUAUGUGAAUUAUUCCAACAGGCUGUUUUUGGGAGCUUCAGCUUAAACUCGUCUUUUUGUUUCCUGAGAGCUUGAAACAUGAAGUGACUGAAGGGAUGCUGGUUCCAAUUAAAGGGGAAGAUCAUAUAGAUUUACUUAGAGUGAGUGUUUUAUUUAUUACUAAUUGACUUUUUGCAGGUGACUUAUGUCAUGACAGUCCUUCAUGGCAGAUCCCCAUCGUGCCAAUUGUUUACACUUUUGUUCCUUAUCUUUAUUUAUUACUGUAGGUUUUAGCUGACAUGCGUCUUUAGGCUCAGGCUCAGUGGAAGGUUCUAGGCUCACGCCGUAGUUGGAAAGUUCUUCCUGACUUGCCUGAUCUAAAUAAAGGAUGAUUUGAACAACUGUCAA
Molecule: messenger RNA, 6158 nt
Organism: Betta splendens (Siamese fighting fish)
Lineage: Eukaryota; Metazoa; Chordata; Actinopteri; Anabantiformes; Osphronemidae
Product: sarcoplasmic/endoplasmic reticulum calcium ATPase 2
Exons: 24
Coding region: 1223-4399 (1058 amino acids)
Biological process (GO): calcium ion transmembrane transport; intracellular calcium ion homeostasis
Cellular component (GO): membrane
Molecular function (GO): ATP hydrolysis activity; P-type calcium transporter activity; ATP binding
Source: RefSeq, a predicted model, not a curated record